GGGCUCAUGACGGUAUUCGCAGGCUGUCCUCAGUGAGUUUUACCGUGAGAGGACUUGUCAGCUGCAAAAGGACAUUUCAGUGUUAAACUGUAACUAGAGACUCCGUUGUGCGGUAAAAUUUGAUUCUCAUCAAGCCCAAACUUCAGACUGGUUGAAAAAGAGCUUCAGGGAGGGAGAGCGAGCCCUGGUGUCCACUCGUUGUGCUGGCGACGUUGUUGAAAUGUACUGGGCGGUCUUGUUAUGGAACAUGUAACGGAAGAAGAGGAUGCUUCUAGCACUUUAAUGUACUUUGUGGAGCGCCCUGUGUACAACGAGGAGUACAUUGGGACGCAGCUGCUGCAUAGGAAGGAGAAACAGCCAAAGACUAUAAAGGAAAAGCUAACGGAAGAGUUUCGCUGCUCUUCACGAAAGGCAAAAUCCCUUAUCUUCAGCUUCCUGCCUAUUCUGACAUGGCUGCCCUCGUAUCCUGUGAAACAGUACCUGUUUGGAGACAUUGUUUCAGGACUGAGUACUGGAGUAAUGCAGCUACCUCAAGGCCUGGCCUACGCGUUGCUGGCUGCUGUGCCUCCAGUGUAUGGCCUUUAUUCUUCUUUUUAUCCAGUUCUGCUGUACACAUUCUUUGGAACCUCAAGACACAUAUCAAUAGGCACCUUCGCUGUGAUCAGCCUGAUGAUUGGCGGGGUGGCAGUCCGGGAGGCUCCAGAUUCCGCCUUCGAGAUCCAUGCCACCAAUGGGAGCAACACCACAUCCUUUUUGGACACUGAAGCACGUGAUGCUAAGAGGGUUCAGGUUGCGGUGGCCCUGACCUUCCUUGUGGGCAUUAUUCAGAUCUGCUUCGGCCUCCUGCGGUUCGGGUUCGUCGCCAUCUACCUCACGGAGCCGCUGGUCCGAGGCUUCACCACCGCGGCCGCCGUGCACGUCUUCGUCUCGCAGCUCAAGUACCUCCUGGGAAUCAAAACCCGGCGCUUCAGCGGGUCCCUCUCCGUUGUGUACAGUUUCAUCGCUGUGCUGAAAAAUAUCGGCACCACGAACGUUGCCGCCAUCGUGCUGGGGCUGACCUGUAUUGUGUUCCUGGUAGCAAUAAAAGAAGUCAAUGACCGCUUUAAAAAGAAGCUGCCUGUGCCGAUCCCUGCAGAGAUCAUAGUGGUCAUCAUUUCCACUGGGGUCUCGUAUGGGAUCCAGUUGUUCGAGAAGUAUGAAGUGGAAGUUGUCGGGAAAAUCCCCUCGGGCCUGCUUCCUCCUGCUGUGCCCAAUUUCUCCUUCAUCGCCAACCUGAUAACUGAUGCUAUUGCCAUAGCGGUGGUCGGCUUUUCCAUGGCUGUGUCCAUGGCCAAGAUCUUCGCUCUUAAACACGGCUACACGGUCAACGGCAACCAGGAGCUGAUUGCUCUGGGCGUGUGUAAUUUCGUGGGGUCCUUUUUCCAGACGUUCACAGUCACCUGCUCCAUGUCCCGCAGCCUGGUCCAGGAGAGCACUGGUGGGAAGACGCAGAUUGCAGGGUUGUUGUCCUCCCUGGUGGUGCUGCUUGUGGUUGUGGCUGUUGGCUUCCUCUUUCAACCAUUACCUCAGACCGUGCUGGCAGCAAUUGUCAUGGCGAACCUGAUUGGCAUGUUUAAGCAGUUUAGGGAUAUCCCUUCACUCUGGAGAACCAGCAGGAUUGAACUUGCUAUCUGGCUGGUGGCGUUUGCUGCUUCUGUCCUGCUGGGACUGGAUUAUGGGUUGCUGGUGGCCGUCGGGUUUGCAAUCCUGACGGUCAUUUACAGAACGCAAAGCCCAAAGCACUCAAUUCUGGGGCAGAUUCCUGACACGGGAAUGUACUGCGAUACUGAGGAAUAUGAGGAGGCCACUGAGCGUGUGGGUAUCAAGAUAUUCCAUUCCAACAGCUCUAUCUACUUUGCGAAUAGUGACCUGUAUAUUAAUGGCCUAAAGGAAAAGACCGGCGUGGACCCUGCGAAGCUGCAAGCAAUGAGGAAAGCCAUGGAGAAGAAGAGGAGGAAGGCGACUGAGGCUCAGAACCAGAUCGUCCUUCACGAAAGACAGGCUGUUGUUAAACUCACGGAGGACGAGGAGAUGAGCAUCAAGCACGAGCUGGCGGACCCAGAGGCCCACACCGGUCACCAGGGAAACGGGCAGUUUGCAGCGGUCAAGAUGGACUCCGACAGCGAGGAGGCGCAGAGCUUCCUGGAGCCGCUGACUAACGUGCAUUCCAUCAUACUGGACUUCACUCCCGUCAACUUCAUCGAUUCUGUGGGAGCCAAGGCUCUGAAGUCUGUAAUAAAGGAGUACAACGAGAUUGAUGUCAAAGUGUUUAUCGGGGGAUGCAGCAGGUCCGUCCUUGCUGAUCUGAUCCGACUCGACUUCUUCAGCGGCUCCAUCACCAGAGAGCUGCUCUUUCCCAGUGUCCAUGACGCCGUCUUGUACUGCCAGCACAAAACCUCCCCUCCUGGGGCCGAGUCGCGCGCAGACGACGCGUCGCUGACGGGAGGGGAGCAGUGAGACGGGGUGCCGCGCUGGCCCCGGGCGGUGUGGAGAACGACGGCAGGAGCAGCAGGGCCGAGCUGGCCCGGCUGUUCUUUGCUUUUCCAAGUGCAAUUUCUUUUUUUAUUUACGAUUCUACAUGUUUAAUAAGGGUAGGGGCUUAUUAAGAGGUUUGGUUCCGGUUGUCUGAGUAACAUUCCGGUUUUGCUUUGAGCACAAGGCCGGGAGUCAUUUAUUUUGGAUUAUUUCUACGCCCUUUCCUGUGAAAUUGGGAAUUGGGGCACAUCUCCGUCUACCUACUGUAUAAUGCAGCCUUUUCCUUCAAUCAAGAAGGGUUUACAAAUGGCUGUUUCCAUUUGCUCAUCCCUCCCCCCUGCUGGGGCAAGAAUUGGUUCAAUAGGGUUUUUGUUACACCUCGGUCUUAUUUUCUAGCACCUCUUGCACAAGCACAGCACAGGAAGGGCAUGGCAGUGCUUGCGCGCGUUCCUCUUCUGUUGGGAAGGUCAUGUCAUCAGUCAGCAGGUACUUAAACGUCCGAGAUGUUGCAAAACUGGUAAGAGAGGGUAACUGAUACACUAGGGAGGAGCCUGCAGGUCAUUUUCCUACAGAGUCGAUGUCAAACGUCAGAGGCAGGCAGGGGAUAUGUGAGGCUACUAUACCUUUAAUUUCAGCAUCAUAAUCAGUGUGCUUUGUAGUUCUUAAUUUAUCCAUUUUGGUAACUUGAUGUAGUUUUAUUUUACCUCUUUUUUCAGUUUUUACAAAACCUCUUGUGAACAAUAUAGAAAUUAACCCAAAAAGGCAAUUAUGUUGGUGUUGUAAAACGUUGAUAAACCUGAAUGUUCUGAUGUGUUACUGCAGACAGUUACACUGUAGGGCUGCCAUGGUGCAUAAUGAGAGGAAGGAUUUGCUUAUACAGUCCCGUUUUUACAUUUCUGUUAGAUCAAAAGCUUAUAUCAUUUGAAUAAAAUAUUUUUGAAAAGUUGAUUUUAUCGGUAACAUUCUAAUCUGGAUAGAGCAUUUAAAGUGAUGUGAAUGACCAGCACAAUGUAAAAUUUGAUUUUUGUUUUUUUUUUUGCUUUGCUUUUAAAUAUUAGUGGAAUACUUUAAUGUUGCUGCAGUAUGUUUAUAUGGUUAUGUAUUUUGCUUGAUUGCACAGAAUAGUUUUGCAUACAUCAGAGUUGCUGGAAUAAGAAAAUCAGGAAAAAUGUUUGAGCUGCAGGUAGACUUCAGACUGUCAUUUUAGAUAUUUAUUUAUUUGAGUUACUUAUGCCAAUUUUUGUUCUUCACAACAAGGCAAGGGAGAGAGAGUGGUUUAGUCUCUGUAGAAAGAGCUGUUGUACACAAUUCAGUAUAAAAUGUGGGAGGCCUGAAUUCAGAUUUGGAAAUCUCAGUGCCUGAGCAAUUGGGUCAGCCUGAUUGAAGCAGUCAUUCCUCUUCAGGUGGUGAACUCUGAACGCACAGCUGUACAAUGUGACUGUACCAACCGAUUCAAGACUGCAAUAUCUCUAAAAUAGUUGACACUAUUUUAGAAAAGCUGACGGUGUUAUCAGUCUUGCAUUUUGGUAUCCUGCUGAUUCACCUUCAAAAACAACAAAUUGGUAAAGACUAGCAAACUUCAGAUUUUUCAGCAUAUUGUAUUUUUUGUGCAGCAUUGUGCAAUUAGUUAUCUUAAAUAAUAUUUUUCUAAUAAAUCUUUCAUUAAUGUUAA
Molecule: messenger RNA, 4186 nt
Organism: Lepisosteus oculatus (spotted gar)
Lineage: Eukaryota; Metazoa; Chordata; Actinopteri; Semionotiformes; Lepisosteidae
Gene: slc26a5
Product: solute carrier family 26 member 5
Biological process (GO): transmembrane transport
Cellular component (GO): plasma membrane
Molecular function (GO): bicarbonate transmembrane transporter activity; secondary active sulfate transmembrane transporter activity; chloride transmembrane transporter activity
Source: RefSeq, a predicted model, not a curated record